Molecule: messenger RNA, 615 nt
Organism: Ziziphus jujuba (common jujube)
Lineage: Eukaryota; Viridiplantae; Streptophyta; Magnoliopsida; Rosales; Rhamnaceae
Product: MDIS1-interacting receptor like kinase 2-like
Exons: 2
Coding region: 1-615 (204 amino acids)
Biological process (GO): protein phosphorylation
Molecular function (GO): protein kinase activity; ATP binding
Source: RefSeq, a predicted model, not a curated record
AUGGAAGGUGGAAGCUUGCGAAAUGUACUCAUGAACAAUGAUGCAGAAGCAAGAGCUUUUGGUUGGAACAAAAGGGUAAACAUUGUGAAAGGUGUGGCAAAUGCAUUGUCCUAUAUGCACCAUGAUUGCUCCCCGUCUAUGAUCCAUCGAGAUAUAUCAUCCCAAAAUAUUCUGCUGAAAGCAGAACAUGAUAAAGCUCUUGUUUCUGAUCUCGGGACAGCUAGGCUUUUCAAACCUGACCCACUUAACUGGACUUCAUUUGCCGGAACUUAUGGAUAUGCAGCUCCGGAACUUGCUUAUAAAAUGGAAGUGAAUGAGAAAUGCAAUGUGUAUAGCUUUGGAUUUGUGACAUUGGAGAUACUCAUGGGGAAGCAUCCAGGAGAUCUCACCUCAUCUUUGUUGCCUUCAUUGUCCCCAUCAUCUGCGACACUUGCUCAUCAUCAAAUAGCUGAAAUGAAUGUUUUGGACCAGCGUUUGUCUCCUCCAACAAAUGAAGAGGCUAGGAAAGUGCUCUGUCUCGUUAAGGUAGCAAUAGCAUGCUUGCACAGCUCUCCAAAAUCUCGUCCGACAAUGAAACAAGUUGCUCAAAAGAUCUCAUCAGAGACUCAUAUUUGA